Brettanomyces nanus is the source of this 2055-nucleotide messenger RNA. RefSeq lists its product as uncharacterized. Lineage: Eukaryota; Fungi; Ascomycota; Pichiomycetes; Pichiales; Pichiaceae. The transcript has a single exon. Bases 1 to 2055 code for a protein of 684 amino acids. Gene Ontology annotation, cellular component: Golgi apparatus. Gene Ontology annotation, molecular function: alpha-1,2-mannosyltransferase activity. The record is from RefSeq and is a predicted model, not a curated record. Gene Ontology annotation, biological process: mannan biosynthetic process.
AUGGGCAGUGGAAAAACGUGGAAGCAUUUUAUAUGUUUUGGUGCACCUCGACGUGCCAAACGGUUGGCAAUAGGUGCUGCCGUUGUCAUAGUUAUACUCAUUUCUGCACAGGUGGUUGAUAUGUUUAGAAGUAACAGACAAAUGGCUUCUUUGGAUGAACCUGCUGAGCGAUCAAGCCACUUUUGGCCUGUUUAUGGUAGCGAUGCAGAUCUCGACAACACCAAAGAACAAGAGAUGAUAGAGCACGAAGAGAUUAAGAAUCACCUCUAUGAAGUCAAACAAGGCUCUGAAGUUGGUGAUGGUGUAGAAGACCCGGACACCGACCAACCCAACGAAAACGGCGACGAUGGUAAUAGUGAUAAUAGUGACGAUAACGAUAAUAGUGAUAAUAACGACGACAAUUCAGGCGGAGAUAGUGAUGGAAUCCUGAUAAAGUACAAACUUGGUUUGGAACACAAGGCUCCAGAAGAAGCAGAGCAUAACGCUGCGUUGGACAAGUUCUUGCAGAAGGUCUUGACGGUGUUGAUUACCAGCAAGCCCAAGACGGGAUUUGAGUUGAUGAAGCGUUCGAAGAAGCAAAAAUCGGAUACUUCUUUUAAUCUCUAUCCUCGGCAAUAUGGUAAGAAUGGUGUGGUGAACAUUGCUGCUCAUGACAACAGGCCUGGGGUCCCUGUACUCUCCGAGGAUUUCUUGGGUCAAUGCCUAACGAUGUCAUCGCAGGUGUUUCAAGACUUGCAGACAUCACAUUUUUACGUGACUAAAUGGCUUCCUGACAAAUAUCCAGAGAAUGUUUAUAAAGGAGACGGUGUUGUAAUGGUUGGAGGAGGCCGUUAUUCAUGGUUCGUUCUAUUGGCAGUAGAGAAUCUUCGAAGUACCGGUUCUAAGCUACCUGUGGAAGUGCUUAUUCCUUCCGAAGACGAGUACGAAAGCUAUCUCUGCGAUAAAUUAUUACCCAAAUUAGAUGCCAAAUGUGUGGUACUUACGCAAAGACUUCCAUUUUUGAAGAAGUUUUCAUCUAUCAUCGGCGGUUAUCAAUACAAAUCGCUUGCUUUACUUUCAUCGUCGUUCGAAAGAGUGCUACUUCUUGAUGCAGACAAUCUUGCUGUGGAAAAUCCCGAUUCUUUGUUUGAUUCAGAGCCAUUUGACUCAUACGGUAUGAUUCUUUGGCCUGAUUAUUGGAAGCGUGUAACACACCCAGACUUUUAUAAAUUGGCUGGAUUUAAAAUUGGCGAUAAACGGGUGCGGAACGGUCCUGAUGACCUUAGCCCUCCUGAAUUGUACGUAUCCGGAUUUGAAAACCCUAAAACGGAUCUUCCUCUACAUGAUCGUGAGGGUACAAUGCCCGAUUUGACAACGGAAUCCGGCCAGAUUAUGGUGAAUAAACGGAACCAUAUGAGAUCUUUGCUACUAUCUCUUUAUUACAACCUUUAUGGACCUCAUCAGUUCUAUCCGCUAUUUUCACAGGGUACCAACGGUGAGGGAGACAAAGAAACGUUCCUUGCUGCAGCCACAUACUACGGCGAAUCUGUGUACAGAGUUAACAAGAUCUGUGAUUCGCUAGGAUAUUGGAUGGAUGAUCCACAUAAGUUUGUUGGCGUUGGUAUGAUUCAGCAUGAUCCUGUGGUGGACUACAAAAACAGCAAGGACUACAGGAAGUACGUGGAACAGAAACUUAGUGAGUUUAAAGAUGAAAACCCAAACUGGAAAAAACUCACGCCUCAACUAUGGAAAUCGAUAAACGAGGAUUCUGAGAAUAAUUUCAACAGCUACAUGGAUCGCAACCAACGGCCCCGCUUUUACCAUUGCAACUUCCCGAAGUUGGAUCCUGUGGAUAUGCAUAAAUACAAUAAGCUAGUGGAUGAUAACGGCAAAGAGGAGCGUCUCUAUACGUCGAACGAGUUGGACUUCGAUUUCGAGAAGAAGCAGUGGGUUAUCAUGAGGAAAUACUUUUGCGAUGGCGACUUGGAGCUAAAGUAUUUCACGGAUGCUGGCGUUAGGACCACAGACUAUUGCCAAUUUAUCGAUGACAGAAUUACUUUCCUAGAAGCCAAUUAA